UGCGGAACAAACGGAUACUGGAAAUGGAGCCACAGUGGAGUCCUGGAAAAUGGGAAGCUGACAACUAGGUACCUGUGACGUUUGAUUAGUUGUCAUCGUAUUUCAUUAAGACACUUAGAUUUAGAUUUUUUUUUUUUUUGGACUUUUCUGAAUAUUUUCCGUACAGGCCGUCUGAUUGCACUUGAAGACUCCGGGGAAUCUUUUCAGAGCAGUGUCGUGGAACUCCAUCACAUCACUGGAGAUGGGAUCAAAUCUAAAGAAGUUCUUCAUGCACUUUUGCUGCUGCUGCUUUGACGACGACGACAAUGAAGAUGAAAAACAACCUUUAGUACCUCAGGAUCCGUUGGAGUAUUUUAAUCGCGAAGUGCAGAAGCGUCGUGAGGAGGAGGCCAACUUGUGGAGUGAGCCCAGAGACCCGAGUCACUCAGGGAGGGAUGACGACCGGGCCCUUUACACCCUGAUCCAGGCCAGGAGCAAAACCCGCAUGGGAUCUACGGGUUACCGCCGUCUGAGUGUUGACAUCGAAGCAAUGAGAGAUACACGCCGGGAAGUCAGAGACAAAUGGAAGACGAUCCUGGAGAACCUCGGUUUCAUGGUGGAAGCCGACAUGCUGUUGACCGUGUCUGCUGGAGCCUCCCAGGACCGCAUGCACAACGCACCGGCAGCACGCACCCUGCUCCAGACGCUACACUCAGAGACAUCCAUCUUCAACAGCAGAGAACCACCACCUGAAAGAUACCUCUUCAUUCUGGACCGUCUCCUCUACUUAGACAUAGCUGAGGAUUUUGUAACGAAGGCCAGACGCUUCUAUCCUCCGAAAGACGAUUCUGACGAGGAGACGCCGGGGCUCUCCAUAAACCUGCCGCUGCUGCUGGCCCGGGUGGAGGCCAUGAACAGACGAGAUGAUGACGACGAAGACAAAGAGAGUGGAAGAGAAGAUGGAAACAUGAGCGACAGAUCAUAAGGUCCCCUGAACUGCAGUACCCGCAGGCACAGAACAGGGGGCACCAGGCAUCAACACUGAGACUUGGGUGAAGCAGUCUUGUAGCUUUUUUGUGCUGGAGCUUUAGUCUGAACACUUUCUCCUUUUAUCUCCCAAGUGCACACAAUGAAUCUUGUUCUGUUUUCAUAUCUGAUGGUCAAUGCCAGACUGAAAACCAGCUGUUUGUGGCCCUGCAGGGUAACAGUGUUCCUUUGAGCAGAGAGCAGAGACUUUUUUUAUUAUGCUUUGUCCUGUGAUCACCAGUGAUUCAUUCAAUCACAUGAUCGGCAAAUAUAUGAAAAACAACAACAAAAUCUGUGAAAGUUCCUCAAGCAUGUGUGAAUAUUUGGCUUCAGACUCAGCAGUGGGUAAACAGUGAACGUUUGAAAUGAAUGUGCACGGGGACUUUUGUGUGUGUACUUGUGUUGAAAACCUGUUGACAGUCUGUGUAUGUGCUUUGAUGUGUGGUUGAUGAUGGAAUAAAGCUGACUGAAACCA
This is a messenger RNA of Thalassophryne amazonica, 1480 nucleotides long. RefSeq names its product melanoregulin (gene mreg). Gene Ontology annotation, cellular component: melanosome. Gene Ontology annotation, biological process: melanosome transport. The transcript is spliced from 6 exons. Bases 242 to 964 code for a protein of 240 amino acids. The record is from RefSeq and is a predicted model, not a curated record. Lineage: Eukaryota; Metazoa; Chordata; Actinopteri; Batrachoidiformes; Batrachoididae.